GUCCCGUCGUCGCACUCAAAUCUACCUCCGAAUCGCCCACUCUUUCAGCCCAUAAAGUUGCCCUUCUCCUCCACCGGACCCCACAGUCCUAUACUUGUAUCUCGGUCGCGGUCUUCUCCUCGACAUAUCAUGCAAAGUCUGCAGAUUUUACGAGGACAAGGAAACGCAAGAUGCCGGCUCUCGAGAAAAAGAUGAGCGCUGCCGAGGUCAAGAAAGAUCAGGAUGUGAAGAAGGCACCUAUACAUUAUCCCUUCUGGUUUGGUGGAAGCGCAAGCUGUUGUGCGGCACUAUUCACUCAUCCUCUAGAUCUCAUCAAGGUCCGAUUACAAACACAAGCACACGAUGGCCCCCGAAGGAACAUGCUUCAGAUGUUCGUCCAUGUCGCUAAGGACGAUGGUGUUCGUGGAUUAUACCGCGGUCUCUCCGCCGCCCAACUCCGCCAAUUGACCUACAGCAUGACGCGCUUCGGCGUCUACGAGGAACUCAAGGAGAAGUUUACCACACCCACGAAGAAGCCGUCCUUCCUCACACUCGUUGGCAUAGCCUCCGCGUCCGGAUUCCUGGGCGGGGUGGCAGGAAACCCAGGUGACAUCCUCAACGUGCGCAUGCAACACGACGCUGCGCUCCCUCGCGAGCAGCGCCGGAACUAUAAACAUGCCCUCGACGGACUCAUCCGUAUGGCGCGGGAGGAGGGCGUAACCUCGCUGUGGAAAGGCGUGUGGCCGAACUCGUCUCGAGCAGUCCUCAUGACUGUCGGACAGUUGGCAACGUACGACGGGUUCAAGAGCACUUUGUUGGAAUACACAAGUCUCAAGGACAAUCUGUUUACACAUUUCACGGCAUCCUUCCUUGCCGGUUUCGUCGCUACGACUAUCUGUUCCCCUGUCGACGUGAUCAAAACCCGCGUUAUGAGCUCGAACGAUAAGAAAUCGAUCGUCAGCCUCAUCAAGGACACUACACGCGCUGAGGGGCUCCGCUGGAUGUUCAAGGGCUGGGUACCUAGCUUCAUCCGCGUGGGUCCCCACACAGUCCUCACAUUCCUCUUCCUCGAGCAGCACAAGAAGCUGUAUCGACAAUUCUCCAGUACCGAUUAAAAGACCCUCAACAUAACCCAUUGGUACACAUUUCUGAUGUUUCUCUUUCUUUUCCGUUUGCGCCUGAAUUCGCUGUUUUUGGGAGGUCAGCUUUUCGCACCCAUGCGAUUGUUGCUCUACUUUAUCGCAAGCUCUCUUGUUCGCAUGCAUUCAAAGGCGUUUAUUACUUACUGCUGCAUUGGCUGGGGGUACAUAGAUCUGUGUGUUUGCUCAUAGACCACGUACAUAUACCGACUUAUAUAGACAUAUAUGCAUGCCAAUGCGAACCUUAUCAUUAC
Molecule: messenger RNA, 1372 nt
Organism: Aaosphaeria arxii CBS 175.79
Lineage: Eukaryota; Fungi; Ascomycota; Dothideomycetes; Pleosporales
Product: mitochondrial carrier
Exons: 4
Coding region: 171-1094 (307 amino acids)
Biological process (GO): thiosulfate transport; oxaloacetate transport; mitochondrial transport
Cellular component (GO): mitochondrial membrane
Molecular function (GO): thiosulfate transmembrane transporter activity; sulfate transmembrane transporter activity; malate transmembrane transporter activity
Source: RefSeq, a predicted model, not a curated record